ACUUUUCUGACUCAACCUGGAAGUAAAAUGAACCGAAUUGCGCAGCUAAAUAAAAUAACAUUAAAACGAAACUGUUCUUUGUCAAGUUACGCUAGUGAAAUAUGAAGAGAGUCUUUUUAAUUUUAAUAUUUCUUGGAUUUGGUAUUAUUCUUUCAACACAAAAAGCGAGAUUUCAUGCAGAAUUUACACAACAGAAAUGUUUUAUUGACGUAAUUGAAAACUUAAUAAACAUAGAUUACUGCUCGGAAUUGGAUGUUGAUGAUAAUACGGUCAGGCACCAGGGAGUGUGCACAGCAGGAGGUGGCGAAGUUGUGUAUACCUGUCAACAUGGUUAUUGGUCGGGAACUGAUAGCUCUGUCGCAUCGUUGCAUAGAAAGAAGCGCUUCCUUGGAAGACUUUUUCGAGCUGUAUCUUGCUUCUUCUUCUGUACAAGUGGUGGUGGAGGUGGUGGAACUACAAUCAAGUACCCGCCUUCUUUUCCUGAUCCAUGCAAACCAAACGAUAUCCAAAGUAAUUACAAUAUUGAUGCCGGAGAUGACAGUGUUGUCGUUAGAUGGACCGUGCCAAAAGCCUCGGAUAGAGACGGAGGCACUCCGAGUGUUACACAAGUUGGUGGUGGUAGAAAUGGAGGGCGAUUUGAUGGCGCUACUUAUGGAAAGACUCAUUAUAUAACUUAUAGAGCCACAGAUUCAGACGGCCUUACUGGGCAUUGUUUCUUUUCCUUCACGGUCACUGAAUUAACCUGUAAAUCCCUGGCAUGGCCUCCUAAUGGUGCCCUAACGUGUGAAAACAAGAACAUUCUUGGGAGCUCAUGUCAUUACACAUGCAACACUGGGUACCAGCUGAUCGGAAGUAGUAUAGUGACGUGUGAAAACGCAGCGUCGCCAUCUUGGUCAGCAAUUCCAGCUUGUAAAAAAAUCACGUGUAUGGAGCCAAGUUUUCCUGAGCAUACAACGGCACAGUGUUCGGAUCCAGAGUACGGCUACCGGUCUGUAUGUUCGAUGACAUGUGACAUCGGGUACACCCUUAAAGGAGUCUACUUUAUGCAGUGUCGGGCAGACGGAACAUGGUCAAAUGUUGGAGUCACAUCAUGCGUCGAUGACUCGCCGCCGACUAUUUCGUGUGUAACUCCACAGAAUUUUUAUGCUGACCGAGGUGUGACGUCAACAUCAGUUAACUGGCAACUUCCUACAGCUUCUGACGUAACGGACGACAAUCCUACCAUUGUACAAACGUUUGGACCAACAAUGGGAGCAGUUCUAGAAGUGGGAACUGAAAUUGUAAAAUAUAAGGCCGUUGACAUUGAUGGCGCUGAAUCUCAAGAAUGCUUUAUCGAACUUCGUAUUAAAGAAAUAAUCUGCCACCAUCCAUUAGAUAGUUUUACUGACGAUUACAUGAGAGUCAAUUGUUCAACACCGAGCACCGGAUAUGCUUAUGGUACAUCGUGUCAGCUGUCAUGCACCGCGUACUUGCCACUAGAGGGCGCUAAUCUGAUCACGUGUGAGGACAAUGGCCACUCAGAAGGCGUUUGGUCCUGGGAAUCUGGUGACAAGCCUUAUUGCAGGGAAAUCGCUUGUCCUGAACUUCAGCCACCAAUCAAUGGGGCUCUGGUGCAUGACACAGUUUUGACAAGACCGUUUCGCACUAUGCUUUGCAAUGAUCAAUUUGAUAUACCAGAUAUGGGCAACAGUUUUAAUGGCCAGUUUUUCUGCACAGACGAUGGUGACUGGACCCCAUUUUCGUUAGUGCCAGAUUGUAUAGGUAUGGUAUAUCAGGAUUAUUAGGUCCCUCAUACUCCACGGUUAAAGAAAGUGAUAAUAACACUGUGCUUCUAUCGUCUUACCCUCGGCUGAUAACUUCUACCUUUGGUCAU
This is a messenger RNA of Ruditapes philippinarum (Manila clam), 1873 nucleotides long. RefSeq names its product CUB and sushi domain-containing protein 1-like. Bases 102 to 1784 code for a protein of 560 amino acids. The transcript has 10 exons. Lineage: Eukaryota; Metazoa; Mollusca; Bivalvia; Venerida; Veneridae. The record is from RefSeq and is a predicted model, not a curated record.